This is a messenger RNA of Effrenium voratum, 763 nucleotides long. The record is from the annotation of a GenBank genome assembly. Lineage: Eukaryota; Dinophyceae; Suessiales; Symbiodiniaceae.
AGCUGGCUCAAUUCAGCGACCUUGCCUUAUGUAGCCGGCUUCGGAAAUUGGCCCGAUCCAGGCCGGGAGGAGCAAUGGCAGCAAUGCCAGUGCUGAAGACCGUCAUGAGCCCCGGGGGCGGCCUGUCCACGCAGGUGGAAGAGCCCACCUCCAUGAUGAGCAGCGGCAUGGCCAUGGCGGGCGGCGCCGCCGCGGGGGGAGGCCUCGCCUUCAUGCUCUGCACCUCGAAGUGCCCCGGCGGAAUUGGCGGGGCGCUGAGCGGCAUGAUCGGGGCCAUGAACCCCUUUAGCAUGCUGAUGAAGAAGGAUGAGAAGGAUGCGAAGGAAGAAGAAGGCGAAGAGGAUGGUAUGAAGAAGAUGGAGAAGCAGGUGGAUACUAUAGAAAAGGAGCUCUGCAACAUGAACUGCAAGAUGGCAGGACUCCUGGGCGGAGCCGCCGGAGCCGGCGCCGGCAAGCUGGUGGCAGACCAAGUCAACAAGAAGGAAGAAGGCGGAGGCGGAGGAGGAGGAGGAGGCAUGUUUCAGAUGCUGGAUGAGUGGAACGCUCCGCCAUUCUUUGUGCUCAGCAAGCAGAUCGAUGGACUUCAGGAAAGAUCCGAGCGAAGACCAGAGGUUGAGAGAUCAGCGAAGUUGGACUUCUUAUGAGCCGCGACCCCCUUCCCCACAAAGUUUGUCCGUCGGCGCGCACGCAGAAGGUCUCUUAGCCUCCAAAAUUCGCGGCUCACACGUUUCACAGCUUGCCAGAUGCACAAGCGGAGUGUUGG